Molecule: messenger RNA, 496 nt
Organism: Aspergillus welwitschiae
Lineage: Eukaryota; Fungi; Ascomycota; Eurotiomycetes; Eurotiales; Aspergillaceae
Exons: 2
Coding region: 131-361 (76 amino acids)
Source: RefSeq, a predicted model, not a curated record
CAGAGAUAUAUUAGCAUUGAGGAGGCCCUCGUUGCUUGUAAUCAACAGGUUCGUUCACAGUUAUAUCGCAUUACUCACUAGUGGAUCACUAGUAUCACUAUUCCACAUCGCUUUCUACUCAUCAAACACAAUGGCUGCUGCUGGAGGUCUUACUGGCGGUCACCCGCCCUCUGUUCGUUCCCGCAACAUUGCCAUCUUCAGUGUGAUCGGAAUGAUCGCCGGCGGUUGGAUGUUCUUCCGCGCCCAAUCGCCCAGCAAGGAGGAGAAGCUGUAUUCGCAAAAGGACAUCCAUACCAUGGUUGGCGGACAGACGGGAGAGAACAGAGUCGGUCGUGCACCGAGCCACCAGAAGAAGGAUUAAUUUUAAAGUGUGGAAUGGGUACGUUUGAUCAACAUGGUGUAUAAUAUCAAUAAAAUAAGCACGAUGGAGGCGUCUGGUGUUGGGAGCUGGGAUUGUAUGUAUAUCAACUGGUAUCUUGCUUUUGGCAAUCCGUAU